AUGCGGCCAGAGGGAAGCUCGAAAGGCGAGGGCCAUGCCACGGAAGGAGAUGGCCUGCUAGGGGUCGGUUUGGCCGCGCCCGACGCCCCCCCCCCUCCCCGUCGCGGGUGCCGCCCGCACACCAUGAGGCUUGCUGACUCCCGCUGGCCGCGCGGAGUGCUGAGUGCGCUUCGGCCGCUCGGCAGGCCGCUCGGGUGCGCGUCCGGUGCGGUCGCCUCGUCGUUGCUCCUGCUCGCGUGGUGGGCGCGGGAGCUCGCCGGCGAGCUGGACGACCUGAGCCUCCGGGAGGACCCGCUCGUGGCGCGCCUCUCCGAGCACUGCGGCGCGCGGGGGCGCGAGGAGCUGGAGCAGGAGCGGGAGGGCGAGGAGCAGGGCCUGCGGCUGCACAGCGUCCUGGUGAUCGCGGGCCACGGCGACAGCAGCCCCGAGGCCGCGUGGCCCGGGGAGGCGGGCGCGGGCGCGUCGUGGGACUGCACCCCCGAGGUGCUGCCCCGCUACUGGCGCCUCAACGGCCUCGUCCGCUUCCGCGUGGCCACCGCGGAGGGCCGGGCCCUGGAGCGCUCCUUCACGCCCGAGCUGGGACCGCAGGGCUACGCCUGCGGGCCCGGGCAGCUCACGGGCCGGGGCUUCGUGCAGAUGGCGCGCCUUGGGCGCGACCUGUCGGCGGCGUAUGACGGGCAUAUUGGCCGGGCGGCGGCUGCGGGCUGGCGGCUGCUGCGGGUCCGGAGCCUGGACUCCAGGCGCUCCUUGGCGUCAGCCGUGGGCCUGCUGAUGUCACUGCUGGGGACGCCAGAGGCGCUGGCGGCCCUCGGCGAGGGCUCGGAGCUGCGCCUCGCCGUGGAGCCGAACGCCUCCGCCGACGUCCUGGCGGCGCCCGAGGGCGCGCCGCUGGGCGGGCUGCGCCCCGGCGACCACCUGCUGGCCCGCUGGUGCCGGAGCCUGCCGCUGCCCUGCGCGGCGGGGGGGCGCUGCACCACCCUGGAGGAGGCCGGCGGCCUGCUCGAGAGGGGCGAGGAGGGCUUCUGCAGGUGGCUCGCCUCGCCGCCCGGCGCCGCCUGGCGCCGCCGCUUGCUCGCCGACUGCACGCGGAGCUCAUCGGCGGCGGCGGCGCCCUCGCGGUGUGGAGCGCCGACGGCCCGCUGCUGGCCGCCGCGCGGGCGGCGCUGCUCGGGUCGGGCGCCUGCGGCGGCGCCGAGCUGGCGGCCCGGCCGCCCUUCGCUUCGCACCUGGAGGGGCCCAUGGCGGGCGACGGCCUCGCGGCCGCCUGCGCCGAGGAGGACUUCCGCGGCGCGGUGGAGAGCGCGGUCGCGAGGAUCGCCGAGGCCCACCAGCGCGAGAUCAGCGGCCUCAUCCAGCAGCUCGACGCCCUUCGCGCCGGCCUCCCGGCGGGAGCAGCCGACGCACCCAAGGGGCACGGGACGCCGCUGGCCCCGCCCGCGGGCGCCCAGGCGGCGGCGCCGUCCCGGAACCACGCGCCCAUGCCGCCUCCGUGCACGCAGCAAGCCUUGGUGCAGAUCCCAGGAGGAGAGCCCGUGCUGGAGGAGGGUGCAGCCUGCCAGGUCUCGCCGCGGCAGCGGCGGGACGACGGCGGCGAGGGCGGCGAGGGGGGCCGCAUCAGCACGAUCUCGGCGGUGCCGUGGGAGCAGGCGGAGGGCGCAGCCGAG
Prorocentrum cordatum is the source of this 1664-nucleotide messenger RNA. The record is from the annotation of a GenBank genome assembly. NCBI's taxonomy places the organism in Eukaryota, Dinophyceae, Prorocentrales, Prorocentraceae.